GGCACGGUUGGCUGAGCCCGGCUUCAGUGGUGGUUAUUGUUCUGCUUGCGCGGGAGAUAAGGUGUGAUUUUACUACGUUCCAAGGUAUUCAUUCUUUGAGUGACAACCAACCACCGUUGUGCCUUUUUACAAGACCUACUCCGGCGUAGCUCGUACACUCAGAUCCAGUUCCUGCACACAGUCCUCCAGCCUUCUUUACACAGGGACUUCAUGUACACCGUCCGCUCCAGGUUCCCGGACUUAGAGUUCACUCCCGUCAGCACUCACGUCACCCGAGAACUCAAGGACAAGUUAUCUCGCUUGCGGCUGGACAAUUUUCACAGAGUCGGCAGCGCUUACAUUCAACAAGACAAAGACAUUGAAAACGUCAAAUUACCGCUGUUGCCACAAGAGACAAGCAGAUCUACUAACAGCCUACAAAAUGCCAUUGGUUCUUGGACUAGCCAAGAUCGUCUCAACCACCGGAAAGAAGUCCAAGGUCACAAAGACGCGUAUACCAAGGACAAAGAUAGGUGGAUAAGUAACGGAAAGGAGGAAGGCGAAAAGUCGGUCAUACAAGACGCUGUCUCCAGGUUUGUUGAGAUGCCCGUAAGACGUCAUGUGCAGGAUGAGCAGAGUAAACAGGACGCCAUGACUGCCGCACGAAAACCUGAAACACGUGGAUACAAAUCCCUGCACUCUAGUCGGUCGUCGUUUGAAUGUCGAGGUUCUAAACGUAAAAGUAAAUCAGACCAGUCCAGUAUAGGACCUCAUAGUAUGGAGGCUGAGGGUACAGCUCAGAUCUUGACGUGGUUUACAGAUGAGUGGAACGAGCGUGCGCCUGUGGAGCCGUGAUACCGGGCUGCUGCAGAAAGUGAUCUGGGUGAGCCCGACCACCUCUAUAAUGUCAGUGAGUUACAGCCACGGCUACAUCGCUUGUUGCUACGACGGCACUGUCUGUCUGUACAGAGGCGGGAAACUCGUGCAGACGUUCAAGGAGCAUCGGAAACGAGUUGAAACAGUGAGUUUGAAGAUCACUGACGCCAACAAAUGCGAGGGGUCCAUUAUCAGCGCCGGAAAAGACGGGUUGAUCAAAUACUGGGACACAAAUAAGGAGGCGAGUGUCCAAACGUUCCAGGGCCACCACAACGCGGUCAACUGUGUCUACGUGGACGAGCUGCGGAUCGCCAGCGCCUCUUACGACAACAAGAUACGGGUGUGGGAUUUCAACAUGGGCAUGCCUCCACCUGUAUCAGAGGAUGUCGAAGAGGAAGAGGAGAGAGGAAGCCCAAAAGAGGAAGAGUGAGGGGGAAGAAGGGACGGAGCAUUAAACAUGAAGAUAGAGGUGAAGGAGGGGGAGGAUGAGGGGGAGGGGGAGAGCUCAAAAGAUGAGGAGGGAGAAGAAGGAGGAAUGGAGCCUAAAAGACUAAAAAUUCUGAGAAAGUGAAGGCCCGAUCUGUGUCCAUGCAUUUGUCUGUGAUAAACUUGCUCAUCUGAAAUAUUUUGCGUAUACAUGUACUAUUAUUAUUACAAGCCUAUUUAUUAUAAUUGAUGAUAUACAGUACCAAAACAGUA
Aplysia californica (California sea hare) is the source of this 1554-nucleotide messenger RNA. RefSeq names its product F-box protein MET30. The record is from RefSeq and is a predicted model, not a curated record. Gene Ontology annotation, molecular function: protein binding. NCBI's taxonomy places the organism in Eukaryota, Metazoa, Mollusca, Gastropoda, Aplysiida, Aplysiidae.